Messenger RNA from Caenorhabditis elegans, 1439 nucleotides. RefSeq names its product Nuclear Hormone Receptor family (gene nhr-201). Bases 52 to 1302 code for a protein of 416 amino acids. Gene Ontology annotation, molecular function: DNA-binding transcription factor activity; RNA polymerase II cis-regulatory region sequence-specific DNA binding; DNA binding. Gene Ontology annotation, biological process: regulation of DNA-templated transcription; DNA-templated transcription. The transcript has 8 exons. Gene Ontology annotation, cellular component: nucleus. The record is from RefSeq and is marked reviewed. NCBI's taxonomy places the organism in Eukaryota, Metazoa, Nematoda, Chromadorea, Rhabditida, Rhabditidae.
AUCCGGAAUUAUUUAUGAACUACCAAUAACGAAUUCUUUAAUUUUCAGAAAAUGAACAAUCCUUGCUCAUCUUCACCCCCAGACCUCACUCUUUCAACAAUAGAAAAAUGUCCAGUUUGCUGGAAGCCUGCUCAUGGCAUGCAUUUCGGAGCAUUUACAUGCAGAGCUUGUGCAGUAUUUUUCAGAAGAUUCGGAGCUUCAAACAAUCUCAAACCAUGUAAAAAGAACAAUGUUUGCAAUUUUGAUAAAAAUGGAUAUGUGAGCUGUAAAAAGUGUAGAUUACAACGGUGUUUUGAUAUUGGGAUGAAAAUUGAUAAUUUUCAAUUUGAGAGGGACCCGUAUAAGCAGAAGCUUGAAAUGCAGGCGGCUUUGAAAGUUAUUCGGAACAUACCACAGACCCUAGACACCUUCCUCGGCCGGUCCAGUCUCAUAAUGUUCACCGCUCCAUCUUUUGAUGACUCUCCAACGGAAGUUCACAUUGAUGUUCGAUUUCUCAUUGACACUGCGUACAGGCAGCUUUUGAAGGGUCCCGAAACGCCAAUUAAAACUCCAAAUGCACUGAAAAGGCUUGCGAUUGGGCUACAAAAUCUUCACAGUGCUCAGGAGAAACCAACAAAAGUUAUGGAAAAAUUCGGGAAAGAUGAGACUUUCGCAAUAUGGGAGGACGAUGUGCUGAAAACUGCAAAAUGGUUCUCCUAUUUUGAUGAUUUUCAAAAACUUCCCAGUCAAUUGCAGCUGGACAUUGUAAAAAAAGAAUGGCUUGUUUGGAGUGGAUUGGAGAAGCUUGCAGCACUGGGAAAAACUAGAAGACAAAUGAUGUAUGAAGACUUUGCAUUUGUACUUCACGUGGACAAUGAAUUAGUGGCGUUUAAGAAGACGAUUGAAGUUGAUAUAUCAUGGUGUUCGAAUUAUAAACUUGAGCAAUUGGAUUUCUUCGACUGCAACUUCAAAGAACGUCACGAACAACUAGUUCAGCAGAUUGUAGCCCUCAACCCAACCGACGAGGAAUUGAGCUUUAUGCUAUGCUAUUUAAGCUUUCAACAUUAUAUGAAACAUUGUCCGAAGCACAAUGUGGAAAUAGUAGAACAACUUCAAGACUCCAUAUCAAAUCAUCUACACGAAUAUUAUUUGAACCAUAUGAGCCGUCCGAAUUAUUCGGGGAGAAUUGCCGCUAUUAUGAAGCUCAUUAAUGCUAUACAGCUAUUUUUGCUACAUGAUAAAACCAAGAUGGAGCUGAUGAAAGUGUUCAAAGUGUGUUUCGCUAAAUACUCGCACCCGGAAUUAUUUUUUGAAUACGAAUAAGUGACUUUAUUAAAUAACAAUUUUUAUUCGAUCUCUAUUUUUCACUGUAUAAUUUUUUAAAAUAAUAUUUUUAUUGUGGAUAUAGAGAAUUGUUGCAUUUUAGAAAAAAUGUUUUAUGAAUUAUUUGAUCCUUUUAU